AUGUCGCCGACGCACAGUAUAUGUUUCGCGAACAAUAAAGGCGGCGCGGGAAAAACGUUCAUGGCGUACCAACUGGCGUGCGAAGCGGCGCGCGCGAAACCAGAUUCCAAAAUUUUGGUCGUUGAUUUCUCAAUAUAUUCGGAUAUUUCAGCGUUGUUAAUGGGAGGGUCCUCGCGAGACGGCUUCGGGAGACCGAUGAAAGGACUACAAGUGGCCGUGGAUGCGGUGGAUCCGGACAAACGAGCGGACGCGUUGGUUCGAGAUUUAGAGUUGGCCGCGUUGAGGAAAAAGUUGAGGAGAGAAGACGAGGAGGCGUCCUCGUACGGUAGCGUGGCCGCCCCGGCGCAACAACAUCGAUCGAUUUUUGGGGCGUAUUUCACGCCAUCGCCGGGGAGGAUCGAGCAAAUGAAGAAGAAACAGGAAGAGGAAGAAAUUGUGGAUUUGACGAAAUACGCGGCGCAACCGGGGAAGUAUAACGAGAACGUUCCGAAGAACUUGUAUUUAAUCGCCGGGUGCGGGCAGGAGAGUUGGAGUUUGGAACACACGCAGGAUAUCGUCAUGGACGACGGUUCAGGGCAGCAAGACAUUCCUCUGUGGGCGAGAACUGGCGACGAGUGGUUUCCUGCCGCAAAGGAGAUGGAAAAAGCGAUUUUAUCGUUGCCGAAGGAGUUUGAUACGGUGUUUGUGGAUACCGACCACCUUUCGGCGUGCGUUUUGACAAAGUUGGCUUUGGCUUCGGUGAAAUCAGUUGUCGUCCCGUUGUCGUUCGACGACGUCGAUUUUAAUCGAUUGUUUCAAGACGUCACCAAGAACGCCUUGUUCCAAGACGUGAUGAUUGAUAUGGACAUCAAGAACCAGUUGAAGGCGAGAGUGAAGAAAAUGGUGUUCACUCGCGUGGACAAAACGGCGAACAAGCCGACGUCGACGCCGCGAGGCAUUCACUCGCCGUUUACGCCCACGAAAACGACGCAGGCGCAAAUGGACGACAUGGCGCAACAAAUGUGGGCGGCGUGUGAACACAGCGAGUACAUCAAGAGUCUCUUUUCCGGCAUCGAGGAUUUAAAACCAGAAGGAGGGAGCUUAACGCAGACGUUCGUGAGAAAGUACUUUUCGACGUUCAAGUUAGUGCCGGAUUUGGCCGCGAACAUUUCGAAAAUGAACGGGGUGCCUUUGUGCGUGAUGACUGGGGACACGUAUACCGCCGCGAGUGGUUUGAGUGGGAAAUCGGACGCCGGGAGUUUGACCGCUUUGAAAGUGGAGUUACAGUACGAGUGCCAAAGCAUUUUGGACGACACUUUCAACGCGCCAGUCACGGCUUCGUAA
This is a messenger RNA of Bathycoccus prasinos, 1323 nucleotides long. RefSeq lists its product with no specific name. The coding region runs from base 1 to 1323 and encodes 440 amino acids. The transcript has 2 exons. The record is from RefSeq and is a predicted model, not a curated record. NCBI's taxonomy places the organism in Eukaryota, Viridiplantae, Chlorophyta, Mamiellophyceae, Mamiellales, Bathycoccaceae.